AUGGCUGGGGGAGAGGUAGGAUUGCAUGGUGAAUGUGGCUUGAGAAGGCGCCGAGGAGCAGUUGCACCGACAUCUCGAUUUGCGGAAAAGGGGAAAAGUGCUGACUACCGAUUGAAGACAAGAUUGUCCUCAUCCAUGGCUCUCUGUGCGUGCAUUCGUAUACACUCCUGGGCUGGUAAUCAUUUCAAGCAGCUUCGGCUUUGUAAGAGUGGCGUUGGUCAGGAUGGUAUUGUUACCAUCCCCGAUCAGAUGUUUGUCAUCGCUCGUCAGGCAUUGGCUCAUACACAUUUUAGUGCUUCACGCUUGCUGAUGUGGCCGACGGUCUUCCUUGGGAAGCGCUUAAAUCUUGAUAAAGCAACAGUGUGGUGGCGAGAGAGCUCAUUGGUAUAG
Messenger RNA from Bipolaris zeicola 26-R-13, 390 nucleotides. RefSeq lists its product as uncharacterized. The record is from RefSeq and is a predicted model, not a curated record. Bases 1 to 390 code for a protein of 129 amino acids. The transcript has 4 exons. Lineage: Eukaryota; Fungi; Ascomycota; Dothideomycetes; Pleosporales; Pleosporaceae.